Messenger RNA from Terrapene triunguis (Three-toed box turtle), 2337 nucleotides. RefSeq names its product vacuolar ATPase assembly factor VMA21 (gene VMA21). Bases 41 to 334 code for a protein of 97 amino acids. The record is from RefSeq and is a predicted model, not a curated record. Gene Ontology annotation, cellular component: endoplasmic reticulum membrane. Gene Ontology annotation, biological process: vacuolar proton-transporting V-type ATPase complex assembly. Lineage: Eukaryota; Metazoa; Chordata; Testudines; Emydidae. The transcript has 3 exons.
CGGAAGUGGCGCGUGCGGAGGAACGCGGCCGGUCGCUGCCAUGGAGCGAUACGAUAAAGCGGCGCCCCCGGAGCUCGGGCAAAAUGAGGGUUCCUUAACAUCAACUCUAAGAACGCUUCUGUUCUUCACCGCUCUGAUGAUCUUAUUACCUAUUGGGCUGUACUUCUCUUCAAAGGCUUAUGUAUUUGAAGGUACCUUGGGAAUGUCCAACAGAGACAGCUAUUUUUAUGCUGCCAUCGUCGCUGUAGUUACUGUUCAUGUGGUACUUGCUCUCUUUGUCUAUGUAGCUUGGAAUGAAGGGUCUCGACAGUGGCGUGAAGGCAAGCAGGAUUAAAGCAAGCAUCACCAUCUGAUAUCCACAGACUGAAGACUGGAUAUUCGUGGAUGGAGUGAAAAACAUUCUUGUGCUGUAUACACAUACGAAGUAGAAGUUAAUGCCUCUGGGCUCUGAAUGCCUGUGUAUGAAUAGUCCAAGAUUCGUGCUCAUCUCAGCUGAAUACUAGUAAUUCGUCGAAGGGUGACAAUUUAUAAUUUAAAUCAACCUCAACUUGGCAAUGUUGGAGGGGCCUUCACCUGAAAUUGGAGUGGAGUGACUAGAAGGAAUGUGUAUUUUGUAUGUGUACAAUAAGUGGGGUUUUUUUUUACAGUUAGUUCUGACCUGCUAUAAACAAGAUGUAAAGAAAGUGAGACACAAAUAUGGGUCAGUUAUGAAGCAAAAUUAUGUAUUACUAGUGUUAAGUUACCAGUUAAAAAGGCUGAGUAACAUCCUAGUAGGACUAAAACAGAAUAGAUUUGAUUCCCACUUGCUCUUGGUGGAUGCUCAGUUUUAAAAACAUGGAAUCAAAUUGAGCAUCGCUUUGUGCUACUCAGCCAUGGUAGCAUGACUGUACAGUUUACAUUUUUAGUGGAAGAACAGGGAGAGAAUGUUUCUUAUAUAAUCCUCAAAGGCAGCUCUUGAGAGCUAAAGAUCUUGCAUAUUGGAGAGUGGCUUGUUAAUGUUUUAUGGGAACUGAGCUAUCAGAACAACAGAAUAGAGGAUGCACUCUUAAAAUUUCACUAUCAAACACAUCUCAAGCUCACUGAAAAUCAGUAGCUUGCAUCAAAACAUUGUUUUCUGACUCUUACCAUCACUUCUAGGAAAAGUUAUUUCAUAAACUACAAGGAACCAUGUAAUGUGGUGUCUUACUGCUUCAAUAAGCUAUGGCAAAUGCAUUUGAGGGAUUAUACUGCAGCUGGGGUGGUGUACUUAAGGUUUAAGACCAAAUGGAUGAGUAACCUCCCAAGAAAUGCAAUAAAUCUCCAAAAUGGCAUGUCUGGGAAUAAUGUCAUAGCAGUGUAGCAAGGUGGACAGAAAAUUCAGUUGGUGUUUUCUAUUUCAUAGUAAACCAUUUUUAGAUUAUCAUUUUAAAUUUUAAUUUUGGCGUGUUGUGUGUUUUACUGACUUUUCUCCCAACUGAUACUUUCAAUAUCUCUAGAAGAUUUCUGUAGUCCUGACCUGCUCAUACUUCCACUCUUACCACCUUGAAGCUUUGAUGUAAAGGAGAACUGCCUAUUAUUUUUCUGUCUGGUGAUCGUACUAAGUUGCAGUUGCUCUUAAACAAUUCUCGCUUUCAUCCACCUGCCACCACUAAUUUAGUGAGUUGGAUAUUUCUUAUGGUGCAAUCAUGGACAAAAUACACUGAAGAGUGUGUUUGGGAGAUGUGCUGGAGGAACAAGUGAGGUUUAAGGGGAGAAAGCCAGCCAAAGUGAUACUCUUUAAAAUUUUUGUCCACUAUUAAACAAAACAUAAUGGUGACCACGUUUUAUCAUCACUACCUCUUCCAUGACACAUUUCCACUUUGCAUAUUUUGUUGUUGAAUCAUGAAAUGAAUUUGUUCUAAUCUUCUAUUCUCUUGGAAAGAAAGGGGCUCUACCCAAAGUCACAUCAGGAUGAAAUUUGUCUAACAUCGUUAUCCUGAGUUUCAUUCUGCUUUUGUAUUAACUAUUUUUUUUAAUCUGUGUGGAGCAGCAUUUUUCCUAAAAUCACAGUAAUCUGUAGCAUUUCCUAUACUUUCAUUUUUUUUUUUUUUUUAAAGGCACUUUGUACCUUUGCUUUUCCUGUUUCACUUGAGUCAUGUUCAUAUAGUUCCAAAGGGAUUGUUGGUUGAUGUGGGAAUUGGAUUGUUUGUACCCAGACUUUUGGUCUGCAGAACAUGACCACGAAUAUGGUAAAUCAACUACUCGGGCUUAUGUGCACAAUAGGUACAGAAGUAUAUUAAGAUAGACUGUGACCCACCCACCCCCAUGUACUAAUGUCCAGGAGCAAGCACUAAAAGUGAAGCAUACUGCAUAUUAGCU